Messenger RNA from Syngnathoides biaculeatus (alligator pipefish), 1745 nucleotides. It is a transcript of the gene rgs20, whose product is annotated as regulator of G protein signaling 20. Bases 256 to 1110 code for a protein of 284 amino acids. NCBI's taxonomy places the organism in Eukaryota, Metazoa, Chordata, Actinopteri, Syngnathiformes, Syngnathidae. The transcript has 5 exons. The record is from RefSeq and is a predicted model, not a curated record.
UCGAGUUCUCAUGUGACAUCUUCAUGUGUCACGUGACUGUCACCCAUCUUCCUCCAACGUUAAUCUGUCCUAAGAACCUAACAUUGUCCUAAUCCCCAUCUGGCCUUCCUUUUCCUCCCAAACACUCUUCACUUCAUCACUCAUUCUCCCUUCCAUCAUCGCAAUGCACACCAGGAUGCAUCUUAGCCGCAGACGGGCACGGGCAGCGUAGCUUUCCCAUGAUGCUGAGCGGCGGCAGGGCCUCGCCGUGGCGGAAUGGCCCGCCCUACCUGGGCUGAGGGGUGGGAGGUCAGGCCCAGGUGGGCCCUGCGGGGGUUCCGACGCCACCGCGCCCUCAUGUGGCAGCGGAUGCAGAGGCUGACGCGGGCGUGCCGCCGCGGCGUGGGCUGUACCCUCGGCUACAAUGACCAUGACCGCGACGAGCAGGAGAUGGUGUGCCUUGAGCCCAUGGGAUCAGAGCCGAUGGAGAUGCGAAAGAGGCAGAUGUCGGUGCAGCAGGAGUCGGCAGCGGGGGGGACCGCACCGGCCCACCAGGGCCAGCCGGGCCAGGCCAACCCACGGGGGUCCAACGCUUGUUGCUUCUGCUGGUGCUGCUGCUGUAGCUGCUCUUGGAACGAGGACAGAGAUGAGAGGAACCGGAAGGCAUCGUACGACGUCAAAGAAGGGGCCGCGGACUGUGAAGACUGCCCCAAGCCCACCCUGGAGGAGGUGUGCUCGUGGGCCCAGUCCUUCGACAAGCUCAUGAGCUGCCCGGCCGGACGCAACUCCUUCCGCCAGUUCCUGCGCACCGAGUUCAGCGAGGAGAACAUGCUCUUCUGGCUCGCCUGCCAAGAGUUCGCCAAGGAGAGCAACAAGGGCUCCGUGGAGGAGAAGGCUCGCAUCAUCUACGAGGAUUACAUCUCCAUCCUCUCUCCGAAAGAGGUGAGCCUAGACUCGCGGGUGCGCGAGUCCAUCAACCGGAACAUGCAGGAGCCCACGUUGCACACGUUCGACGACGCCCAGCUACAGAUCUACACGCUCAUGCAAAGAGACUCGUACCCGCGCUACAUGAACUCCCCGUCCUACAAAAACCUGCUCAACGCUCUGUCCGAACAGUCGCCCGAAUCUUAAAAACAAACAAAAAAAAAAAACCCCAAGACCUGUGAUCCAUUUUUUUUUUGGGGGGGGGGGGUAUUUUUCUUUUUUUUUUUGUCUCCCCUCUCUUGUGUCCAGUGCAGGAUUUACACCGACCAAGCGGGCCGCCGCAAUACUCUGGGAAUUCUCAGCAGCAGACGCUCAGGUCUCAGCAUCUCGCGAGGGCUCCACAUCACAAGUACUGCGAACACUACGACAUAGCAACACGACACUCCAAAGGAACUUCUCGUACUUUGACUCCUCCCUCUUUUCAUAGAAAUAAUCUAUUUUAGUUGACUUUUCUUUUUUUAAAUUGGUUUUUCUCAAGGGACGGGGAGGAGUAAAGGAUUGCUACUUUAGACUACAUAUAUUGUGAGUUUGUAAAUAGAACAAUUGGAAUUGUGGGUAUUUUACGUGGAGAUAUUGAACUGAGUGAUCAUAGUCAAAAUUCAAAGGCAAAAGCUACGAGCUCGCUCGGCUUUGUGGGCAGCCUUUGACCUUGGUUUCACCUUGUUUUUGUAUUUCUAUUUUUUUACAACCUAACCUCACUCUUGGGUAUGCGUGACUUGGCAACUCCUUUUGUGUGAUGUGAGCAAUUUCAAUCACCCCCCCCCCCGCCCAACCCAUAAUUA